Phalacrocorax carbo (great cormorant) is the source of this 4275-nucleotide messenger RNA. NCBI's taxonomy places the organism in Eukaryota, Metazoa, Chordata, Aves, Suliformes, Phalacrocoracidae. The record is from RefSeq and is a predicted model, not a curated record.
CUGAGCAGCACAGCUGAAAUACUGACACUCUCCUGCAGUCUAACAUGGGAGCAAUCGUCUCCCUUUCAAUUUGUAAAUCAUUAUCUUCUAUUCAAGUCAGGCACACAACAAAUAAAGUCUCACCAAGUCUACAGUUCAGCAGAGAAAGAAGCACGUUUGGUGUUCCUCUGGAAACCCUCAUGCAGGAUACAAAGCAUUGCGGAGUUCCUUUUCUUGUGGCACAGAUGGUGGAGUACCUAGAAGUGUUUGGUCUGGAGCGUGUUGGUAUAUUUCGUAUCGGUGGCUCAGUAAAAAAAAUCAAGGAAUUAAAGCAGAAAUACAACCAAGGAGAAAAAGUAGACCUUAUUAAUGAUGGAGAUGUUGAUUCUGUGGCCAGCCUCCUGAAACUCUUUCUGAAAGAAUUGCCAGUGGCUGUUUUUCCAGACAACAUCUCUUCUGGCUUGCUAAAAACUUUUCAAGAGCACAAAAUCCACAUAACAGAAUGCAUAGAGAACCUGAGGCAGUUGCUCAGCUGCCUGCCCGAAGCCCAUCAAAACCUUCUUCGGUUCCUGUCUGCUUUCCUGCUAAAGGUAGCAACAUACAGUGCAGUGAAUCUCAUGACUCUGGAAAACCUAGCCAUUGUGUUUGGACCCGCUCUUUUCAAGAUCCCUGUCAGUCCCUUGGCUUGUGAAGAACAAAGGCUUUACAAUGGCCUCCUGCUGUAUUUGCUUCAACACUAUGAGAAGCUUUUUGUUGACCUGACCCCUUGUUUCCCACAGAGGCAAGCAGAUGGCCUUCAGGAGAACAAUACAGAAGAUAGAGAGACAGACAGACUCGUGUUAUUAAGCAUUCAGGAUAAUUCCUUCAACACGACAGCUUUAGCAGAGUGUGAUGGGGAUUCAGACUCUGUACAUGAAGAUCAAGCAGCCACUUCCAGCCCCAGAGAUGAUGAUAACAAAGAAAAUUACCCGGACAAUGCUGGUGUCUUAGAGGAAAGGCAGCUGCCUUUGCAAGAUACUCAGCAGCACAAGCAGCAGGCGGUAAUUGACUACACUCUAGAGCCUGAAAUGGGCAACUUAAAGCUAAGAAAACCUAAGCCCAUUGCAAAGCUAGAAAAUGGAAAAAGCCAUGAGGAAAGCCAGGAGCUGGAAAGCACAAUACCAGGCCUCUCAGAGUGGCAGGAGAAGGCUGGAUCCUCAGGUGAUGACAAUGCACAGAACAUGGCUUUCAGAUGCCAGGAAGCAGUCGUGAGAUUUCAACCAAGAAUAGACCAGAACACAUGCACUUUACCAGAAGAAGAAACUGAGCAAUUUAACAGCUUAAAUGAGAAUUCUUUGUUGAAGCUACAAGCCCUUGAAACCGAUCUGUGCUCUGCGUUUCUGCCAACCCAGGAAGAAUCCCCUCAGCUGCCGGCACCCAAGGAUCCAGCCCCUUCAUCAGUCCAAACCAGUGUGCAAGCUGAUGGGGCCAGUAGUGGAGAGCAAUAUCACUUCAUUUCUCCUAUUAUUGAUUUUAAUUUAAUGCAUCAGCAGAGAGAUAGCGAAGAGCCUGUGCCAGCCCACAGAGACUGGCAGAAUGACAUGGACAGCAGCCCACAAGAACAUCACUCCCAAGGGACCAGUCGCCUGCUGUAUCACAUCACAGAUGGAGACAAUCCCCUCUUGUCACCACGCUGCUCUAUCUUUAGCCAAAGCCAGAGAUUCAAUCUAGACACAGAGUCUGCCCCUUCUCCACCAAGUGCUCAACCUUUCAUGAUGCCAAGAAGUUCUUCUAGAUGUAACUGUGAAGAGUGCAAAGAACCACAAACAGUAGCACAACUUACCAAGCACCUUCAGAGUCUCAAGAGAAAAAUUAGGAAGUAUGAAGAAAAGUUUGAGCAAGAAAAAAAAUACCUGCCUUCGCAUGGUGACAAGACUUCCAAUCCUGAAGUUCUGAAAUGGAUGAAUGAUUUGGCCAAAGGUCGUAAGCAGCUCAAAGAGCUGAAACUCAGAAUGUCAGAAGAACAAAACUGUACCUCUAGAGCACCCCAAAGAAGUUAUCAUAGUGAAAGCACUGGGACCUCUAAAGAGGCUGGGACACAGGAGGCCACAAGCACAGAACCAGCUCCCUCAGUAGAAGAAACCAUGGAUAGUGUACUGAGACGAUUAAAGGAGAAAAGACAACACUUUAACCUUCCUGAGACCAUUAAGGAUAUGACAAAAAAGCAAAUGGCUUUGGAAAAAAUCAGUCUUCAGAAAUGUCUACUAUAUUUUGAGAGUAUUCAUGGACGACCUGUAACUAAGCAAGAAAAGAGUCUCAUGAAACCUCUUUAUGACAGAUACAGAAUUAUCAAGAAACUUCUUGCAACUCCAUCAUUGAUCACAACAAUUCAGGAGGAGGAAGACUCAGAUGAAGACCAUUCUCAAAGCAGCCAUGAGUUAUCAUCCGGUCCAAUAUCUUGCCUCCCUGUCGAUGAGCACCUGUGUUACUCUCAGGAGGAGAGUGAGCCUGCAUAUGUUUCACCUCUGGAUGAAAAGAAAGUUUUCAGGCAAACAGCAUUGUCUAUGUCCAAUUUACAUGAGGCAACAAUGCCUGUUCUGCUUGAACAUCUCAGAGAAACAAGAGCAGAUAAGAAAAGGCUUCGCAAAGCUCUGAGAGAGUUUGAGGAACAAUUCUAUAAACAGACAGGAAGGAGCCCUCAAAAGGAAGAUCGGGUGCCAAUGGCCGAGGAAUACUCUGAAUACAAGCACACAAAAGCCAAAAUCAGGCUCUUGGAGGUUCUCAUCAGUCUUGGUUUGCCGCACAAUUAUUUGACACACUGAGAUUUUUGAUGCACUUUACCAAUUAUACUAGGUGGUAUGAGAGAGGACAGCAAUAUGCAAGAAUAUUAAGCACGGGUGAGUGGUCUAUAGUAUAUAUUUUUUUCCUUUUGAAAAAGCCUUGAAGUGCACUGUGAGAAUGUUAGAAAUUAAAGGGACACUGAAGUAUUGCAGGUCCUCAGUUUGACCUGAUCUCAGUUUUAAAAGCGUGAGGAAAUGCUCUCCAGGGUUUUAGUACAUCUUAGUACAUGAUAAAGUACCGCACAUUUCUUUCCAGAAUUAACACGCACUAUAAUUAACUAUUAAUACCGGUUCCUAAUGUGCUGAUUCACUACAUUAAAAGAAACAUGAGCUUAAAAGAAAUGAAGGAAGAACUCAUGAAUGGACUCUGUCUUUCAAGAGUUGCCAUUCAAUUCCAGUAGCUUCAAAGAAAGGUGCAAACAAAGAACCAGUGCCAGGAUUUGGUCUAAAAGUCUGGGAGUAGAGCAAAGUGAUGCUGCCUAUGCAAAAAAAGAAAGAUGGAACAUGACUGCUAAGAGGAACGAUUUUUUUUUCUUUUUUUUUGAAAUAAGAGAAAGUGUUUGGCAAAACAAAAUAGAUACAGGUUACUGGGAAGAGAUAAAACAGGUGUACUGGCUGCUGUCCUUUUCACUAUGGUUCACAGGACCUGGCUCAUGGUACUUAAAAUUCAGUAAAUAUAUAUGCUAAUUUUUGUUUCUGUAUUAAACUUUGCACUUUAUUUUGCCUGACGCUAUACCAUUUGCUUUUCUACCAAAGCUCAUUUAGACGCAUGCACUUUGUAAAAAUGUCAAAGUAUUUCUUGUGUUAUAAAUUGCCACACAUAUAUAUUAAAACAAGGCUAGAUUAUUGCAUUAUGCUAAGAUAUUUUGGAUAAAUAAAGUACAUGGUAUAUAAUUGUCACAGCUAUCUGAUGAGGAAUGCUAGGCUUCUUGUUUACUAAAAAUAAGAUUAUAAAACAGCUAUUUUUCCAUUGGAAUUAUGCAGCUUUCUUAACUUUCUGAGCACCACACUUUGUAAUAUUAAGGAGACUUUUUUUCACUAUCUGUGAUAGACCAUUUGUGUGAAAAGUGGACUAUUAACAGAAGGAUAAUCAGUGGGUUUUUGUACUAGAAAUGAAAAGCAGGGAUUCUGGGAAAUACCUAGUCCAGACGUAAAGGAAGGAAGAAUAAAAUUUAAAAAAAACAAAACAAAACAAAGGGACUUGAAUAAGUUGAAUCAUGUUUAGUGGUUAGCUUUAACUGUCAUUUCGUAUCGACCACAUAGUAUAAGCAACUUGUUUUGUAUCUUGGUGAGAGGAUUUUCAUUUUAUAAAGCUUAUUAUGUACCAACCAUGUUUGUAUUUAUAUUGUAUGUAAUGGCUCGGCAUGAUUUUGAAGACGUACACAUUUUCAAGUAGUUCGGAGGAAAAGUAUGACCACUAAAAAAGGAAUUUUUUAUUUCUCACAGGUUUGUUGUUUCAGUGUACUGACUGAAUAAU